This is a messenger RNA of Parasteatoda tepidariorum (common house spider), 1533 nucleotides long. The record is from RefSeq and is a predicted model, not a curated record. Lineage: Eukaryota; Metazoa; Arthropoda; Arachnida; Araneae; Theridiidae.
UUGAAGCAAAUUGGACGGUUAAUUCGAAAGCAAACACGUGCAUACUUGCAUUACAAGGAGGCUCACCACUUGGCUCCAGUUGUUUCGUCUUCGCGAUUGAAUUUAAAUCUUUGAACAGAAUUUUCAGCUGUUGCUGCCGUAAUCUUCUUCUAAUUUCCCCUAGAAAGAUGAAUAGUGAAGAAAUUAAUAACAAACUUUUGCCACCUGGAGUGAAUCCAAUUUUAACUUUUCCUGUAGAUAAAUUAAGAGCUAAAGAAAGCAAACUAGGACAAGAUCACUCAUCGUUGCCAAGUUCAUCUUCUUCUGAAUCUAUGGAAUUUGAAGUUGAAACUUUUGGUAUUGAAAAAGAAAACAGCCAAACUUUACCAGAAGAGAAGUUAAAAUUUCAAAAAUCCCAAAUUGCUUUUUUCUCUGGUGAAAAAAGUGAUUGGCCAGCUGCUCUAAAAUCUGAAAAUGUGACCAGCCAAUCGCUGAUCAAUAGUUCAUCAUCUUCCAGGUCUAAAUUGCGUAGAAAAAUUAAAAGAAGUGCUAAGCCCAUGUCAUCUAAAAAGAAGAAACAGCUGUCUCAUAAUAUUUAUAAGUUAUCAGGUAAGGAAUUGGGACAACUUGUGCAGAUUAUACAAUUGAGAGAGAAUUGUUCAAAUAAGAGCCCUCAUGAAAUUGAGAUUGAUCUUGAGAAACUUAAACCAUCAACGCUAAGAGAAUUAAAAAAAUAUGUUGCCUCACGUCUAAAGAAACAGCCACGCAGAGGUAAAGAGGGACGAGAAAGACAUUACUAUAAAGGUUUAAAGAAGAUGUUUUCACGCUGGUGUCACUGCUAAUCCCAGAGCAAGAGUAUAUGGUAACAGUAAGAGAAGCUGCAGGUAACAGGAAGGUGUAAGAGAAAAGAAGACUCUGCCUCAUUCAUUGUACAUUCGUUAAUUAUUGUUUGCUUAAUCAAAAUUGGCAUAACCUAACUCAAUAGAACAAAAAUCUUGUUUAAAAUUUUGAGACAUUAUCCAAAUGACUGAAUUGAAUAUUCUUUUACUUUUUUAAUGUUUAUUCAUUUUAGAAGAAACUGAAGUCAGAUUUUAUGUGUUUAUAAAUUGCCUACUUUUCUACAUUGAUAAAAUGUAUUAUUGACUUAAACUUAUGCUCUGAUUUAAAAUCAAUUGGACUCUGGGACCAAUAAUUAGCUCGACUGAGUUUUUAGGGGAUCUGAUUUUCUUUUAUGACCAAAUAUUGAGAAUUCUAACUUAAUUUGGUAAUUCAAUUUUAAAAUUAUGCUAGUUUUAAAUAAAAAUGUUUGGUUUUUUUGUCAAAAAUCAAAUGCUAACCAUAUUUUGGAUGUAAAUGUGUAUAUAAUAUGAAUGUAUAUAAUCUAUUAGAAAAACCAUUCACUUAAUAGUUUAACAGUUAUUUAUUUAUUCUUUUUUUACUUUGUGUUAUUUUUCUAUUUUUUUAAUUAUGUAUUAAAAUUGUAAUUAAAUUUUGUAACCAAUUCUUCAUGUUUUGUAUGUGAUUUUUGAUAAUAAAAUUUCAUAUUAUUUACAA